UUCUUUUUUUUUUUCUUUCAAUUAUCUUGAAGGGUAGCGUUAGGCUUGUUUUAGAGGUACAGGGGCAGUAUUGUGGGGCUUGCAGGCUUUCUGAGGACACAGAUUGUCACCAGAUCUUGCUUUCCUCCCCUCUCCCAGCUGCAUCACCUCCUUUGCUGUCUGUCCCCAUGGCUCCUGCUCGAAAUGCCCCAUCCCUGCUCAUCCCUCUGUUCUCCAGCAAUUUUCUGAAAUAGCACUGCAUUUGUUGACCGCAGGUGGACCAGACUCAUCACCUUUGCAGACCCAGGAUCUACCCCCAAAGGUGCCACGUCAUUCGAUGUCCAUGCCACCUCUGCAGUUACGGUCCACAUCAUCCACAACCCCAUGACAAAACCCAUGUUUAACUCCAGAUGGCCACUGGAUCCUGAUAUAGAGGUUGUAGUGACCAUCGAUGUCACCAGCAAGACCGUCAAUGACAAUAAGGUUAAGAUUUCAUACUACGGACGGGAAGAGAAUGAGCUUUCGGUGGCUUGGUUGUAUCUCACCUGCGUAGACAUAUCCCUGGACGUGGAUGUGAGCCGUAAUGGCAGAGUGAGGAGCAAAGGGAAGGACAAGGCCAAGUGGACAUGGGGUCCGGAUGGGCAAGGUGCUGUGCUGCUGGUCAACUGUGACAGGGACAGCCCCGGCGCGGUGGGGACAGACAGCGGCCAGGUGGACAUACGGACCAGUGCAGACCUCCAGGACAUGUCUGUGAUGCUGCUGCGGACUCAAGGUCCCAGCAAUAUCUUUGCUGAGUACCAGCUGGUCCUGCACGUCCCCGAGUCGGACGCAGACAAAGUGCGUGUUUUCCAUGCCAUACGGAGUGACUCACACCCCCAGUACAAACCCGUGCUGGGGCCGGGUAAGCUCUCCUAUGUGCUAGACCGUGUCGGCAGUGGAGAAAACACCUUCUACGUGGAAGGGUUGGCUUUCCCUGAUGCGGGCUUCUCCGGGUUGGUUUCCUUCAGCGUCAGCUUACUGGAGGUCCCCCAUAAGUAUUCGCCGGGCACCCCGAUUUUCACGGAUACGGUAGUUUUCCGUAUGGCACCCUGGAUAAUGACACCCAACACCCAGCAGCCUCUGGAGGUUUUUGUCUGCAGCAUCAAGAGGGGCAUAAACUCCAACGAGGUCUUUCUGGAGGAGCUCCAGGCCCUGUUGAGGAAAGCCAACUGCAAGCUGACCAUCUGCUCAGAGGUCGAAAGCCGGAGUGACCGCUGGAUCCAGGAUGAGCUGGAGUUCGGCUACGUGGAAGCACCGCACAAGACCUUCCCUGUGGUCUUCGACUCACCCAGGAACAGAGGCUUGAAGGACUUUGCUUUUAAAAAGAUCCUGGGCCCCGACUUUGGCUAUGUGACCCGCGAACCCCCUGGACAUGAAGCCUCCAGCCUCGACUCCUUCGGCAACCUGGAUGUGAGCCCACCGGUGACGGUGCGGGGCAAGGAGUACCCGCUGGGCCGCAUCCUGAUCGGCAGCCCCCUGCCCUGGGCCUCCGGCCGGCGGAUGUCGAAGGUGGUCAGGGAUUUCCUUUACGCCCAGAAGGUGCAAGCACCGGUGGAGAUCUACUCGGAGUGGCUGAGUGUGGGCCACGUGGACGAGUUCCUCACCUUUGUCCCUGCAUACGACAGGAAGGGUUUCCGGCUCCUGUUGGCCAGCCCCACCGCCUGCUACAAGCUCUUCCAGGAGAAGCAGAGGCAGGGCCAUGGUGAAGCCACACAGCUCGUGGGGAUGUCGGGCACCGAGCGGAGGAGCAUCGACGACAUCCUGGCGGAUGAGGGGCUGAGGAACGACAACAAGCAUGUGCAGCGCUGCAUUGACUGGAACCGCGACCUCCUGAAGCAGGAGCUGGGGCUGAGCGAGCAGGACAUCAUCGACAUCCCCCAGCUCUUCAUCCUGAAUGGCUCCCGUGCGGACGCCUACUUCCCAGACAUGGUGAACAUGCUGGUGCUGGGCAGGCACCUGGGCAUCCCCAAGCCCUUCGGGCCACUGGUGGCCGGGCAGUGCUGCCUGGAGGAGCGCGUGCGGGCGCUGCUCGAGCCCCUGGGGCUCUCCUGCACCUUCAUCAAUGACUACUUCUCCUACCACGUCCUCUUUGGCGACGUCCACUGUGGCACCAACGUCCGCCGCAAGCCCCUAGCUGCCAAGUGGUGGCACGUGGUGCCCUGAAGUGCCCAGGCAGGAGCUCCAGUCCGUCCCGAUGGUGGAUGAGGGUGGAUUUGGAGCAUCUCAAAAUAAAGCGUUUUGCCAAUAUGA
Molecule: messenger RNA, 2268 nt
Organism: Cygnus olor (mute swan)
Lineage: Eukaryota; Metazoa; Chordata; Aves; Anseriformes; Anatidae
Product: protein-arginine deiminase type-1-like
Exons: 16
Coding region: 364-2181 (605 amino acids)
Cellular component (GO): cytoplasm
Molecular function (GO): calcium ion binding; protein-arginine deiminase activity
Source: RefSeq, a predicted model, not a curated record